Molecule: messenger RNA, 5930 nt
Organism: Ahaetulla prasina
Lineage: Eukaryota; Metazoa; Chordata; Lepidosauria; Squamata; Colubridae
Gene: POM121
Product: POM121 transmembrane nucleoporin
Exons: 13
Coding region: 78-3701 (1207 amino acids)
Biological process (GO): protein import into nucleus; RNA export from nucleus
Cellular component (GO): nuclear pore
Molecular function (GO): structural constituent of nuclear pore
Source: RefSeq, a predicted model, not a curated record
UUUGGCGCGCGGUGCAUGCCGGGCAAGGGAAGGGGACCCGUGAGAGGAAAGGAGGGCAGACAGCCGUCGCGGCCUCGAUGUCUCGGGGCGGCUCGGCGCCCGGCUGGGGCUGGUGGCCUCCGUCGCGGCGGCGGGGGCGGCAACAGCAACGGGCCAGGAGAAGGGUGGCCGCCGGUUCCGGCUUCCUGGAAGGCACCUGGGCCUUUCCCGUGGCGGUGCUGGCGGUGGCGGGACUGGCGGCGGCGUCGCUCUCUUUGCUGGUGCUCGUGUUGGGCCUCUCUGGAGCUGCGCUCUCCCUGAUCGUGGCGGCGGCGGCGGCGGCGGGAUUCUGGAUAGUCUCCUCUGGAUUAGGCGGCGGCAGCAAGGACCGGAGGGGGACUCCCAUGCUGACCCCCCGCAUCUCCUUUGCUUCCAAGAGUAGCGAUACGGUCCUGGCCAACGGGGGCCCCUCCAUGAGCUACUCCUCGCCCGGACUGCUCGUGCCUGAAAGGAGGCGGGGGCAGGUUUGCGGGGAUCACCUGAGUCCAUCAACUCGUUUUACACUGACUCCUCGGCGGCGCUAUCCUAUCCAGCAAGCCCAAUAUGCUGCAUUGGGAACUCUGCCUUCAAUUUGCUGGGAUGAGUAUCGGCGGAAAAACAGGCUAGCCAUUCACCAUUCUAGCAUUGCCCACAGUCCUGUAACAGUGAAGAUUGCUCGGCCAGAAAGCAGCAUUGGCCGUUCUCCGCUGUUGGAGCAGUUGGUUUCUCCUGUGGCUUUCUCUUCAGCAUCUAAUACUAUCCUGGAUCCAUGUGCAAAAGAAACUGUCUUGAAUGCUCUCAAAGAGAGCCGGAAGAGAGCUGUGGAGGAAGAAGAGGAGGACCAGAACUUUCCAAAUGGUCAGGAGAACAAGAAAAGGCGCCAUGAUAGUACUGGAAGUGGUCAUUCUGCAUUUGAGCCCUUGAUGGCCAAUGGAAUACCUGCAUCUCUUGUGCCCAAGCCUGGGUCUCUGAAGCGGGGACUUAUUCCUUCACACUGCCUAGAAGAUUGCUCCUCUAAGAGAUCGCGCACUUCUUCCCUCAGUUCUGUGAAUAGUCUGUCUGUGGGUGGUAUACCAAGCUCUAUCCGCAAUGCUAUUGCCAGCUCAUACAGCUCCACCAGAGGUCUCUCACAGCUAUGGAAGAGAACGGGACCAAGUUCCUCUCCUCUUUCCAGCCCAGCAUCCUCUCGGUCUCAAACACCUGAAAGGCCUAACAAGAAAGCAAGAUAUCCCAGCUCCAACAUCACUGAAGAAGAGCCUCAGAAAGCCAACUUGCAAAUGCCUGUGACAGCAGAAAAAGAGACACAGGAAGAGAAGAUUUCAGAAUCACCCUUGAAGAAUAAAAGCAACUAUGUAAGUUCACCAUCUUCAUCAGGAAACAAUGGCAAGCGCAAGCGGAAGAUUCAGCUACUUUCAGCUCAUCAUGGAGAUAAUUUUGCCUUGCCUCCACCACCUCAGCUGGGCUAUACAGUCACCCCAGAAGACUUGGAUGCAGAGAAGAAAGCAACACUACAGUGGUUCAACAAAGUCUUAGAAGAAAACAUUGAUUCCACCCCAAGCCCACCCGUGGAGACCACCUCUUCAUCCCAAACUUUGAACUUUUCACUGAUCUCCACCAAACCAACACCUGUGUCAUUGCCCAUCUCUACUGCUGCAACCAAUCCCCUUCUGGAGAGCUUGAAGAACAUGCAAGAAGGAAAGAGCUCUUCAGCACAAGCAGUGCUUUCUCCCUUUUCCCUUCUCUUCCCUCCAGCCAACACAGUUCCAGGGACUACAGGGAGCCCUCAGCUACCAGCUUUCUCUGCCUCACUGGAUUUGAGCUCCUCUGUGACAGUGACAUCCCCUAAGCCUCUGGCUCUCAACGUACCUGUUUCCCUGUCCACUGCUUCUCCUCCUUCAGGAACUUCCCCGCCCACCAGUAGCACAGGCAGUUUGGUGAUGGCUUCUUCUGAGCUGGGCCACAUUCCAGCCAGACCCUCGUCUGCUCCAAAGCCCAGCAUCCUCUUUGGGAUCCUCACCAGUCCUCCAGACGACAAGCCCCCAGCUGCAACAACGCCAUCUUCUUCUGCGCCCAGCACGGUGCCUGUUUUCAAACCAGUGUUUGGCAGUCCAGCAAAAAGUGAGAACUUUGGCUUCUCCACAAGCGGCACCACUGUGGUUUCUGCCACUGCGCAAUCUGUGCCUUCUUUGGCACCUCCUGUUGCUCCCAGCGGCAUAUUCAAACCCAUCUUUGGAUCGCUGUCCACACCAGCAACUGCUGUUCUGCCUACAACCACAUCAUCUUCUCCCUUCACAUUCAGCCAGGCCCCUCAGACAGCAGCAUCGUCUGGCCUUCCUGCCAUCAAUGCCUCAAGCAGUUUAGGGCUCCCUGUUCUCCCAGACGCAACUGUUACCACCUCGGUGUCGUCCCCUGGAACAGCAAGCGUGACAUUUGUCUCCAUGAGCAAACCUGUGUUCAGUUUUGGGCCGGGCAUACCAUCCUCUGCCGUUGCUCCCAACAGCAGCAGCAGCAGCAGCAAUAACACUCCUGCCACUGUUGUCUCCACGCUGACAUCCCAGCCCUUGCUAUUUGGGGCUGCGCCCAAUGCCAGCACAGCUGCCAUGCCCCUUUUCCAGUUUGGCAAGCAAGCUGCUCCUACAGGCGCCACUGUCAAUCUCUUGGCACCCUCCAGCACCACUAACUCAGCUCCCACUAUUACUGCUGCUGCCGCCACCGCCAUCACCACAACCAAUACUUCCUUCAGCAUUUUUAGUGGCGGCAGCAGUUCCACACAGGCUUCUUCAGCACCAUCAGCCACCACGCAAGCUCCACUGGCGUUUGGAUCUUGCACCUCUGCGUUCAGCAGUACCUUUGGGGCUGCCUCAAAACCACCCCCUCCGUACCCUGCAGUUACAACCCAGCUGGCUUUUGAUUCAGGUGUCUCUGAGGGCCAGCAGGCAGCUGCCAAGCCCCCGGCAGCAGGACCCCUGAACUUUGGGACUCCUUUCAGCUUCACUGGUUCAGUAGCCCAACCUGCAGCCCAGCCAGCAUUUGGUAGCUCCACACAGACCCCUUUUGGAGGGGCUGGCCCCUUGGCAUCUUUUGGAGCCAAAAGUACUUCCCAGCCAGCAUUUGGAGUUGCAUCGUCCAUCUUUUCUUUUGGGACAGCCACCACAUCCAGCACUCAGACUACAAGCAGCAGCACAGGAAGCUCUGUGUUUGGAGGUUCAGCCCCAGCUCCGUUCACCUUUGGGGCAUCGAAUCCCCCAAGUGUAGCAGGCAGUGCUUUUGGCGUUGGUGCCAGUGCUACAGGCCCAGGAGUGCCCACAGUUGGAUUCAGUUUCGGCAGUGGGCAGAGCGGAGCUGCAGAGGGAGUGACACCCUUUGGAACUUCCUUGGCACAAAACCCUCUGGGUGCCCAGAACCAAAACUCUGCCUUUGCUUUCAACAUCCCAAAUACCCCUGAGAGCAAGCCAGCAUUUGGAGGAACUCCCACACCUACAUUUGGACAAAGUACAGCUACACCAGGUGGUGGCACAGUAGGGAGCUGCAAUCUUUCCUUUGGAACACCCAUCACCCCCACCUUUGGAGGUGGGACACCUCCUUUUGGGCCAGCAACAGCCACCUUCUCCAUUGGAGCAGGAUCCAAGACAGGAACUCGCCAACGGCUGCAGGCCCGGAGGCAGCAUACUCGUAAAAAGUAACCUGGAGCAGCUUCCUGCCUGGACUUCAACUCCCAGUUGAUCUGCUGACGGAUCCUCCUAAUACCUUACUACCCAAGGAAGACUUAUUCAGCUGGACUGUCCUGGGAGUCUCUUUUCUAUAACAACCACAGGAAGCUAUUCUGGAUCAAAGAGUGAUUUUUACCCCUUCAAACGGGAUAGGAGAAACUUAAGCCCUUUUUACUUGAACAGUCUAUGGCUGAGUCUGGAUGAAAAAUUUGUACAUAUCCUCUAUUUUCCCUUCUCCCUGUGGACCUCUCCCAUUAAUCUUCCCUUCUUUCUCUGCUCUUAACUUCAUUCCUUUUUGGCUGCUUACUGAGGGGUGUCGGGGAAAGUAUUUGGCUUGCAGCCAUAUAAACAUUUCUGAUUGAAACCAACUGUUAGCUCCCACCUUCAGUUUCAUCUGUCUUUGGAAGCCUUUUCCAGAGAAUCUUUAGGGCUUCCUUGAUACAAAGUCACAUCAAAACACGGUCCACUGUAAGACCCCUCUUGUCCCAUUGGGAUAGUCUUGCCAAAGCUUUUUGGCUUCCUGUGGUUUUAGCUUUGAGUUGGGACAUCAAUCAUUGUUGCUGAGCCUAACAGCAGAGAUGUGGUUGGAUAGCAACAUGAAAUGGAGAAACAACUUGGUAUCAGAGGUCCAGGGGGAAAUCUCCCUCACUGGUCUGCUUCUUCCAUGACCGUUUGGUGAGGAAGAUGAUGCCAUUCACCCCUACAGCUUUUCAUUUCUGCAGCCUUUCCUUUCCCUCUGCCUUCCUCUCUCCUCCCCUUCAAAUGUCUGUGUUUUGCUCACAGUAUGUUUGUGUUCUUUUUUUAUUGCUCUGUGAAUUGAGUUUGGAGGAAGAAUUGAAUUGUAUGUGUGGCGGCAUGUUGGUAAUGCCGGACUUGUUGUAAACAUUUUUCAGGGUACCUGUCUCCAACGGAGACGAACCCUGCCUAAUUGGGUGUGGACAGUCACUGCAUGGCUACAUGUGCUGAAUGAAAUGUGAAGACUUCAACUUUGGAAGGCUGGAAGUGCCACCUUGGGUCUGGACCCAAGGCCUUCAGAGGAAGACAUACCUCCCUGAUGUUUGGUGGCUCCAGGACCUUGUGAAAAGUUCUCGUUCUGUGCUGGGCUUUGGAGUAGGGAGGAAAAAUAUUUCUAAGGUGGAAGAGUAGAAUCGUAAGCCCUGUGGGGGCUCUGGCUGAAAUCUGAUUAUUAUUUUUUUUCAACUUAAAAGAGCUUGAGUCACAGCAGUCAGCCAUUGCGGGUAGACAAGCAGCUCGGCAACAAAAACGGUUCUUCUCAGCCAGUUUUGUUCUUGGAAGUCAGGCCAGCUGCCAGUGGUGUGAAUGUGUGCGUGAGCCUGCCUAAUUCUAAAUUUAAAAAAAAAAAUAUUUAAACAUUUUUUAACAAAGUGAAACUUUAUUUUUAUAUUUAAGCUAAAUUGCCUUUAAAUUCCUUCAAGCUUGGUUCAUAGAGGUGUGAAAGUACAAAGUUGUUCAUUAGCAAUUUGCCUGUGCUGUUACGAGACAACAGGGCUUAUAGGGAAAGUGGGGGGAACAUCUGCUUUCUUGCCACCACCCCCUCGGGCUUCACAGGUCAGUGUUUCAUGUGUUUGUUGAAUAAUGUGAGUGUGGCUCAGUCUGUUCCAUAAUGCUUGAGAGCUCUUGCACGUUUAAGUCGGGCUGGGAAAGUGAAUCUGGGUCGGUGCUUGUCAUUGGGAGGGAAGGCAGAUGUGCAGCUUGUAAAACAAUGGCCACUUUAGUGAUUGCUUGGGACAGAGACUAACUUUGUUGGGGAAAAGGGCCAUCUUCAAGAAUCCCAUCCAUUAUUUAAUAUAUUAGUUAAUAUUGACCAGUUAACUAAUAUUCUUAAUAAUAACAGCUCAUAUUUCACCUCUCCACAUCUGGCAGUGGAAGGGCUGGGUGGUUAGUCCUCUGCCAGCAACAUGGAGAGGUGUUUCCUUAGUGCCCCGAGUCUGCAAUGAACCAGUCAUUUCUCCAGCUGGGAAGCAGCUGUCCCCACCCACCCCUAUAAAGGUAGAGCACCUUUUGUUACCAAGAUAUUGCUGUGUGUGAAUGAAAUGAAGUAAGUAAAAAUAAAAAGAAUGGGCUGGCUUUUUUAAAAGUUGCAAUGGAGACUUGGAUCAUUCCUGUCAAGGGUUUUAGUGUGACUGUGCAAUUUCUUUUCCUUGCUUAUGUUGAUUUAAAAUAAAACUGCUUGAGCCAGAA